CAAACUGAUAGGCAGGCCGAGAGAUGAGAAACGCAUGUCACUUGAAUGAAGAAGAGGAAGGUCCGUGCGAAAAAAAAACUUUGGACACGCAACAUUGGACCGGGACGAUCAAACAUUUCCAAGAGUGAAAACGCGAAUAGGUCGAAAAGUAACGGAGAGAGCCGCCGGGACAUUGGUUGUAUGGCACCUCAGUUGUGCGUGAUGAAUCCUGCGCAAGGAUCCCCGCCCUCGGCUGCUCCGGGGGAGACCCCACCAGAGGAUCGGGUCACCGGCGACAUGCGAACCGACGAGCUGGACCUGUCACCCACCAGAAGGUGUAAAAACAAAAGUUUAGAUAUACCUUUCAGUGUGGAAUCGCUCAUAUCGGACAGGACGCCGGACAAAAGCCUCCGCUCCCCGGAGCCUGGUUCGUGCUGCAUCCGGACAGACGAGACCGAGUGUGCGUCACCGAGGGGACCUCAUCGGUCCAAACCGGAGGCGACGCACGUCGGCGACAAGGAGACGAGCCCCUGGUUUCAGGCUCCUCACGCAGCUUUUCCAAGUGACUCCAUAAAUAUACUUCCAGCAGUUCCAACCCCGACCUCGUGCAAUCUACGGAAACACAAGAACAACAGGAAACCCAGAACUCCCUUUACAACCUCUCAGCUGCUUUCUCUGGAGAGGAAGUUCCGUCAGAAACAGUACCUCUCCAUCGCAGAAAGAGCGGAGUUCUCCAACUCACUGGGGCUCACGGAGACCCAGGUCAAGAUCUGGUUCCAGAACCGCAGGGCCAAGGCCAAGAGACUGCAGGAGGCCGAGCUGGAGAAGUUCAAGCUGGCCGCGAAGCCGCUGCUGCCCGCCUUUGCCUUUCCGUUCCCGCUGAGCGCACCCAUGGGCGCAGCGUCCCUCUACGGGCCCCUGAACGGCCCGCGGCCGGCCUUCCCCGUCCCAGGACUAUUUGGUGGACCAUAUGGGAUGUACUACUUGUCUUAACGCGCUCACACUUCAAACAGCAUCGGUUGGAAAAGCUGCUUUUAAAAAGAAAAUGCCUUAAUACAGCAAACAACCAACACUGAAAAAGUGUCAAUUUUAUGAGUCGACCUCUCUGAAGCCUUUUAAAUACAUGUAAAAUAUUUUCUUAUAAUGACAAAGGUAUAUUUUUCACACAUUUUUCCAUUUAAAAAAUAAUCAUUCAGGGAACAGAAACAAGUUGUUACUGGAUGUACUUUUUUCAUUCAUUUUAUCUUUUUAUGAAGAAUUCAAGAUUCUCUGUAAAUGAUUUGCUGACAUUUUUUGCAGUGUAUUUAUUUAAAUCCUUUUUUCUUUUCUUCAACGAAGGACAUUUGCUGAACUCACUUUUUGAACAAUAGGCAUUUUUAAAUUUCCUAUUAUGAGCUGUUGUACUCCAUUAGAGGUAUUUCCUAAAUAGUCAAGUGUUUUUAAUGUUGCAAGAGAUAACAUUAUUAUCUAUAGGCCUGUAUAGCUUUGGAUUCAAAUUAAUAACUUGAGCUUCAGUCCAAAACCGGAGCUUAUAGUUUGGUUGGUAAAGUGGAGGCUAUACAGAGGAAAUUCAAAAGAAUGUAACAGCACAAUUUGUUCGAAAGUACAUCCACGCGAUAAGCUGAACAUCUUCAAUAAUUCAUAAUCAAUAACAAGAACCACCAUUGAAGUGCCCAUUAGUUAUCCUUGUUGUAAAGAAAUGUCUGCAAAAAUAUAUGUUUCAAUAUUUCAGAAAUGUAAUCUUCAAAAAGGUUUACCUCAAAUGUUUACCUAAAAUUCAUAAAAAUAUCUAAAUGGACAAUUUCUUUUCAAUUUUGUUUCUAGCUUAAUCAUUUUCCCAGAUUUAGAAAUAUAAACAUCUAUAAAAUAAAUCUGCUUUAUAAUUAUCAUACACAGAUUAUAUAUUUGUUUUACAAGAUGUUCGAAGAGCUUUUAAAAAGAAGUUUCAUUACUAUAAAAAUUCAGCUAUUUUUGCAAACACAAGUCUUAACAUGGCUGAUAGACAUAUCAGUCAUCAAUGUACAGUAUAUAUUAUAUAUGAUGGAUGAAAAGAUGUUUUGUACAAUGGUUGAAAUAUAUGUAAAUUCUGACUGUCUUAUUUUUCUCUUCCCCAUUACUUGUCAUUUAAAGAUU
Pungitius pungitius (ninespine stickleback) is the source of this 2112-nucleotide messenger RNA. It is a transcript of the gene msx3, whose product is annotated as muscle segment homeobox 3. Gene Ontology annotation, biological process: embryonic morphogenesis; regulation of transcription by RNA polymerase II. Lineage: Eukaryota; Metazoa; Chordata; Actinopteri; Perciformes; Gasterosteidae. The record is from RefSeq and is a predicted model, not a curated record. Gene Ontology annotation, molecular function: DNA-binding transcription factor activity, RNA polymerase II-specific; RNA polymerase II transcription regulatory region sequence-specific DNA binding. The transcript has 2 exons. The coding region runs from base 46 to 972 and encodes 308 amino acids. Gene Ontology annotation, cellular component: nucleus.